AUGUCAAGAAGACCGCUUCAUAAACACAGCGUGAACGUCCUCACCGAUACUCCCAAGGCUCAUUCGGCUAAGAUCACCACGCCUCCUCGGUCUGUCCACCUUAAACGUAACCAUACCGUGCUAGAGACGCCUGUACGUCCUGACCACUCGAAUCAUACUCAGGGCACGUUUUCCAUGAAUAACGUGCUUUUGUCGCCGGCGUUUUCGUCGCCCCAGCCUCCCCAGCCGCCUAUAUUCGACCAUCACCUGCUGCUGUCGCUGUUGGCGACGUCUGAGGGUAGUGGGAGUGCUACUUUGGCGCCUCCACCGCCUCCGUUUGCUGCUAGCUUUCGUCCUACUCAGACCCAGGGUGGAGAUUCGGGGUUUGGCACCGCGUUUGGUAGCGUUUUUGAAGCGCCAACCACGUCUCUUGCAGUGCCUGCUGGACCUCCCAAGAAGAAACUGCGUCCUAAGAAACCUAGAAGAGAGGCGUCUGAAACGUCGUUUUCCAUUGAUUCCCAUGAAAAACCGCCAUACUCGUAUGCUACGCUUAUUGGCAUGUCUAUUCUUUCCCAUCCUGCCAAACAGCUUACGCUUUCUCAGAUCUAUACGUGGAUCUCUGAAACGUUCAAGUACUACCGCCGUGAAGACGUGGGCUGGCAGAACUCCAUUCGUCACAACUUGUCUCUUAAUAAAGCGUUUGUCAAAGGAAUGAAAUCGAAAGAUGGAAAGGGCCAUUUCUGGUGCAUCAAGCCUGAUUGUGAGGACCUUUUCCUUAAAGCAAAGAACAACAAGAAGAGUCUGUACCAUGAGGUGAUGGACCAGUUGGCCCUGGCUCGUCGCAACAACUCAAUUGCUUCUAUUCCUCUGUCACCAACCAGUGGCAGCUUUGACGACAGGAAACAGUCUUUAGAGACUGAACCCUCUGCCAAACGCGCUAGAACAGACCUGCAACAAACCGACUUGCCUGACGACUCCCCAUUAGAUAACGCCCUCCUUAGAACUCCCGUUGUCAAGGCCCGUUCUGACUCAGAUAAGCCCAUUUUGGCCGAGAAGCAUAUGACCUUCACUUCCAGCUUCAGCUGCAACCUGAACUUUGAGCUUCUGCCUGCUCAUCCAAUGGAAACAGGUCCGCUUCUUGAGCCUCUCACCCCAGCUGCAAUCACCAAUGUCGUUCUCCAGCAGACCGGUUCUGCUUCGAGCGUGCAGCUCCCGUCCAUUACACUCAACCGUGUUGCUCCUCCACAUAUUCCCCAGCUCCAACCAUCAAUGCAGAACACCACUACUCCUCGAACCGCUGGCUCGGCUCGAACCCCAAUUGCCGCUAUCAAGACGCCUCUUAGAAGUCUCAAGACUCCCCUGGGUAGUACCUUGGUGAGGAAGCUCUGGCAGUCUCCCUCGUACCUCGAAGAGUUCUACCACUCUCCAUUCGGUACGGGCAGAGCGUUGCUCAAUUCUUACGAUGAUGACGAUAUGCUUAUGAGAGCAUUUGACAGUCCUGCUACUUCCAGAGAAGGACGGGUCAACCUCAUCAAUGAGUUGAAACGUGCUGAUGACGACGACGACAAACAGCCAGAAGCGCCUUCUAGCGACGCCACUGAUGUCGAUGGAGAUGAAGAUUAA
This is a messenger RNA of Candidozyma haemuli, 1602 nucleotides long. RefSeq names its product Hcm1p (gene HCM1). Gene Ontology annotation, biological process: regulation of transcription by RNA polymerase II. The record is from RefSeq and is a predicted model, not a curated record. Bases 1 to 1602 code for a protein of 533 amino acids. NCBI's taxonomy places the organism in Eukaryota, Fungi, Ascomycota, Pichiomycetes, Serinales, Metschnikowiaceae. The transcript has a single exon. Gene Ontology annotation, molecular function: DNA-binding transcription factor activity, RNA polymerase II-specific; RNA polymerase II cis-regulatory region sequence-specific DNA binding.